Molecule: messenger RNA, 1953 nt
Organism: Aegilops tauschii subsp. strangulata
Lineage: Eukaryota; Viridiplantae; Streptophyta; Magnoliopsida; Poales; Poaceae
Product: protein FAR1-RELATED SEQUENCE 5-like
Biological process (GO): regulation of DNA-templated transcription
Molecular function (GO): zinc ion binding
Source: RefSeq, a predicted model, not a curated record
AUGCAGCGAGAGUUUGAUGAGCCAAGCAGAUAUGGGGCACCGCCUGGUUGGGUAACACCAGAAAUUGCACCUGGAUACUUCAACAAUACAGGCAGAUUUCAAGAUACACCGGAAUCAUCAGAAGCACAGACAGAAAGCCAAGGACAUGAAGCCGUGGAUGGGUUGCAACAAGGCUUCUACCAGUCGCUCCGUCAACAUCAAUCAUCCGUGCUGCAAAAGCGGUUGCGACGGGAAGACCAGUCCAAAGAGACAGAAAUUUUGGCCGCUCUAGCAGGUUCCAAACCACCUAACAUUGAAGCUUACGUUCUGCCAAGGCUAGAGAUGCGCUUUGAAACUUUCCAAGAGGCAAAGAACUUCUACAACGUCUAUGCAAAGCACACGGGUUUUGCUAUCAGGGAAGGCUCAAAGUUUAAGACUAGAGCCUACCUUUAUUGCACGUGCUAUGGAGUCUAUGAGUCGAAGGUGUCAGAAGCAAAUAGACAGCGGAACAAGACGACCGCCAGGACUAACUGCGGGGCUAAAAUGAGGCUGAAGAGGGAAAAGGAUGGAACACUUGUCGUAAAAGAGAUAGUCUGGGAACACAACCACAUGCUACAGCUCACCCCCCAAAUGCUUGUCUUCUUGCACUCCCACAAAAACUUUGACAAAACAAUCUUGGAGUACGUCAAGUACCUGCAGUUCAAAGGCAUUGAACACGCGCAAAUCAUGAGCAUACUGGGCGGCGAUGACCCCGGUAGCUACUUCCUCGAAAUGAAUGCCAAAGACCUGAUUAACCUCAAAGCAAAGAAUUCAAGGAUGGAUGAUGUGGACGAUGUCCUAAAGACUGCCAACUUCUUCAGGGAGAUGAAAGCUAUAAAUAGGGAAUUCUUCUGUGACAUGCAACUCGAUGAGUACGACAGAGUUAAGAACAUAUUCUGGGCGAACGCAAGCUGCCGAGGGGCGUGUCAGGACUUUGGUGACUGCGUGGCUGUUCAAGACAUUUUAAGGUGCAUGAGAGGGAAGGCUCCUACAUGCAUCCUCACAGACCAGUACCCGGCAAUGGCUUUGGCAAUCCCAGAUGCUUUCAAGAACACAGUACACAAGCUGUGCAGCUGGCACAUUAUGAAGAAGUACAGGGAAUACCUCGCAUACCUGUACUACCUGCACGAAGACUUUAAGGAUGAAUUCACAUCAAUCCUCAACUGGCCCCUCAUGCCAACUGAGUUUGAGGCUGCCUGGAAAAGACUCAUGGAUAAGUACAACCUCCACGAUGAUGCCACGAUGGUGGCCAUGUGGAACGAGCGUGAGAGAUGGAUAUCAACCUACUUCAAAGAAAUUUUCUGUGCCAAAAUGACAUCCACACAACAAAAUGAGAGCAUGAACUAUGUGCUCAAGAAGAACUUCGUAAGUGAGAGACAAAACCUACACCGGUUUGUCAGCCAGAAGGAACAAAACACGCUGACCUUCUAUGGGAUUGACACCCAGAUGGCAAAGGUUUACUCACGAGCUGUUUACAGCAAGAUCAGAAAUAGGCUAAAACUGAGCACACUCUUCACGGCGACAGAGACGGAAGAGCCCACAAAGUACCUCGUGCGCUACAACCACCCGCAAAAAAUGUCUGUGUGGGCUCAGCACGCGUUCCAGGUGGUUGCAGACCCCGUCGGAGAAACAUAUGAGUGCGAGUGCAGGCUAUGGGACCACACAGGUCUUUUCUGCGUGCAUGUCCUGUGCAUGAUGCAGACAAUUAAGGCUGCCAGCGUUCCAGAGAAAUACAUCCUCAGGAGAUACACCAAACGACCGAACAUCCAGCCAACAUUCAACAGAAAUGACUUGAGUACAGUAGCGUCAAACAAGGCAUCCCAAUACUGCAUUGAAAGCUCACUGCUGACGCUGAACAUGAGGGUGCACAGAAAAAGCUUGAGAAGCCAAGAGCAAAUGGCGAGGUCACGGGUCAUCAUGGACAAACUUGAAUAA